Messenger RNA from Lucilia cuprina (Australian sheep blowfly), 1280 nucleotides. RefSeq names its product pre-mRNA-splicing factor 38 (gene Prp38). Gene Ontology annotation, cellular component: precatalytic spliceosome. The coding region runs from base 116 to 1093 and encodes 325 amino acids. The transcript has a single exon. NCBI's taxonomy places the organism in Eukaryota, Metazoa, Arthropoda, Insecta, Diptera, Calliphoridae. The record is from RefSeq and is a predicted model, not a curated record.
UAAACGUCAAAAUCAUAAAAGGCAAAAAGCGUUGUUUACAUUUUGGAUGAAGAAAAUCGUGAUUUUGAGGAAAUAUUUUUUUCAUUUUUUAAUGUUUUAAAAAAAUCGUAUUUAAAUGGCUAAUCGUACUGUUAAGGAAGCCAAAAAUAUACACGGCACAAAUCCGCAGUAUCUUAUUGAAAAAAUUAUUCGAUCUCGCAUUUACGAUUCGAAAUAUUGGAAGGAACAAUGUUUUGCUUUGACUGCAGAACUAUUAGUGGACAAAGCCAUGGAAUUGCGUUAUAUUGGCGGCGUUUACGGAGGUAACAUAAAACCAACACAGUUUCUAUGUCUAACAUUAAAAAUGUUGCAAAUACAACCGGAGAAAGACAUUGUGGUAGAGUUUAUCAAAAAUGAGGAAUUUAAGUACGUUCGAGCUCUUGGUGCUUUUUACUUGCGUUUAACUGGCAGCGCGUUAGAUUGUUACAAGUACUUGGAGCCUUUGUAUAUAGACAAUCGUAAACUGCGAAGGCAAAAUAGAGUGGGUCAAUAUGAAAUUGUUUACAUGGACGAAUUUAUUGAUGAGCUGCUGAGAAGUGACCGAGUGUGUGAUAUUAUUUUGCCGCGAAUACAGAAACGAUCUGUUUUGGAAGAAAAUAAUGAACUGGAACCAAAAGUGUCUGUACUGGAUGAAGAUCUGGACGAAGAUUUAGUAAGCGAGGAAGAGAAUGCGGAGGAAGAAAGUGAAUCAAAAGGAAAAUCACAAAAGAAAUCAAGAAAAGAACGUUCAAAAUCAAGAUCCGUAUCGCCUAAUCGUCGUGAUGGCAGUAGUGGUGCGGGACCAAGUCAUAGUAGUCGGUCUCGAGACUACAACGAAGACCUCGAGCGCUAUCAACGUGAGCGAGAAAGGGAUCGUCGUGAUUAUGAUAGGAACCGCAACGAUCAUCGUUAUGAUGAACGUGAACGAGACAGAGAAAGGGAACGUGAUCGCGACAGAGACCGUGGUGACAUUCGUCGUAGAGAGGAUUAUAUAGAUGAUCGUUAUGAUCGUCGUGAUGAUUACCGUGGUGAACGCAGUCGGUACGACCGCGAUCGUAGGGAUCGACGUCAUUAAAUAUGCUACUUAAAUAAUAAUAAAAAAUAAUUGAUUAAUAAACAAGAUUUUAAUUUGUUUAAGAAAACAAUUUUUUAACUUUUUAUGAAACAAACCAAAAUAUCUAAACCAUUUUUUAAUUUUUGUAAAUUCGCUGACUAAGGGAAUUUUUUUUCGAAUGUUUAUUAAGUGUUUACAUUCAUAGGCG